AGGAGGGUCCUUGAACGUACUUUUUAUUUAGAUUUUAAUUUGGGAAUUCAAUAAUGAUGUUGGGAAGUGGUGCAGAGCAAAUGGAGGUUUUAAGAAGCAAAGAGGGAGGGGAGGCAUUUAGAUGGGAAGAUAUACACAAAAUGAAGUACGUGGCAUGCGAAGUAACGAGGCUGUGUCCACCUGCUAAUGGAUCUUUUAGAGAGGCCAUCACUGACUUUACUUACGCUGGUUAUACUAUUCCAAAGGGAUGGAAGGCGUUUUGGAUGGUGCAUAUAACAAAUAAAAAUCCCAAAUACUUGCCGGAUCCAGAAUGAUUCGAUCCAUCAAGAUUUGAAGGAAAUGGUCCAGCGCCCUAGACGUUCGUACCAUUGGGGGAGGUCCUGAAAUGUGUCCAGGAAAAGAGUAUGCACAACACGAAAUCCUGACAUUCAUCCACAACCUUAUCACCAGUUUCAAAUGGGUCAAAAUCAAUCCCAAUGAGAAGAUUUACUACAUUCCAACUCCUAUUCCCGAGGAGGGUCUCGUCUCCCCAUCAACAUUCAACCGAUA
Hibiscus syriacus is the source of this 549-nucleotide messenger RNA. Its product is annotated as beta-amyrin 6-beta-monooxygenase-like. The record is from RefSeq and is a predicted model, not a curated record. Gene Ontology annotation, molecular function: iron ion binding; heme binding; oxidoreductase activity, acting on paired donors, with incorporation or reduction of molecular oxygen. The transcript is spliced from 2 exons. Lineage: Eukaryota; Viridiplantae; Streptophyta; Magnoliopsida; Malvales; Malvaceae. Bases 54 to 314 code for a protein of 86 amino acids. Gene Ontology annotation, biological process: sterol metabolic process.